Messenger RNA from Mirounga angustirostris (Northern elephant seal), 7721 nucleotides. RefSeq names its product lipase C, hepatic type (gene LIPC). Bases 715 to 2217 code for a protein of 500 amino acids. The record is from RefSeq and is a predicted model, not a curated record. Gene Ontology annotation, biological process: fatty acid biosynthetic process; triglyceride catabolic process. NCBI's taxonomy places the organism in Eukaryota, Metazoa, Chordata, Mammalia, Carnivora, Phocidae. The transcript has 10 exons. Gene Ontology annotation, molecular function: lipoprotein lipase activity; apolipoprotein binding.
AUUUGAAGCUCACACGACAAAAAUCUAUCACGUCAUUCUGGAGUUUAUCGGAUUAUAAUAUCAUCGGAUAUUUAUUCCUCACUUUGAUACCAUAGCGUUGUCUGAUUUGAGAUUAUCCGGAUCCUGAAACGCAAAGACAAUUUCGGAAAGUUAAAAACGGACACUAGUGGAGUCCUCAGAUUUUUUCACUUUCGUCUCUGUCUGUCUACAGUCCUUCGGAGCGGAAGUUAAGAAUUCAGCUCAGCUCCCGGCAGCUUGAACUGAUGCAGAGGUUCUGGCUGGGCAGGGGCUGGAGGGCGGCUGGAAGGAGAGCCCCAGGCUGAGAGGCAAUCCUCCUGUCUGGUUGCUCACCAGAUGGCUGUCAUUGGACGAGCAAAGUCCAGGAUCCAGGAAGUAGAAAAUCCAUCCCUGCUUGGUUUGCUUUUCUUAGUGUCAGUGUUUCCACGCCCAGUGACAAGAGGGGAGGCCAACGAAGUCUGCAGCUUCAAGUCUCCAUCAUGGAAGCAAACAACGUAUUCUUACCCCCUAAAUCCUUAAUGAAUUAAAUGGGAAGCAAACAAUGAUUCCUGACAGGGCUGGAUUUAAGGCAGGCUGUGAAUGCCACAGCACAGCCAGAAGUAGAGACGGACGAGUCGAACUGAAACCUGACCACUGCCUCUCAGCAAUUUUACUAAAUUAGCAAGAAGACCUCGGACCCCGGGUGAGACAGGAGAAAUGGAAAGUCCCCCGUGUGUCUCUAUUUUCUUGGUUUUGUGCGUCUUUAUCCAAUCAAGUGCCCAUGGACAAAGCCUGGGACUAGAGCCAGUUGGAAGAAGAUCGAGAGCUGUUGAAACAAAGGAAGCAUUGCAGGAGACAGAGACCAGAUUUCUGCUUUUUGAAGAAGAAACGGAUAAGGGCUGUCAGAUUCGGCUGAAUCACCCAGACACGUUACAGCGGUGCAGCUUCAACUCCUCUCUGCCCCUGGUGAUGAUAAUCCACGGGUGGUCGGUGGACGGCUUCCUGGAAAACUGGAUCUGGCAGAUGGUUGCCGCCCUGAAGUCUGGGCUGGCCCAGCCCGUGAACGUGGGGCUGGCCGACUGGCUCACCCUGGCCUACCACCACUACACCAUCGCUGUCCGCAACACCCGCCUUGUGGGCCAGGAGGUGGCGGCUCUCAUCCAGUGGCUGGAGGAAUCUGCUCAGUUUUCUCGAAGCAAUGUUCAUCUAAUUGGGUACAGCCUGGGUGCCCAUGUCUCUGGAUUCGCGGGCAGUUACAUGGGCGGAAAGCACAAGAUUGGGAGAAUCACAGGGCUGGAUGCCGCCGGCCCUUUGUUCGAAGGAUCUUUGCCCAGGGACCGUCUUUCACCAGACGAUGCCAAUUUCGUGGAUGCCAUUCACACCUUCACCCGGGAGCACAUGGGCCUGAGCGUGGGCAUCAAACAGUCCAUAGCACACUAUGACUUCUACCCCAACGGGGGCUACUUCCAGCCUGGCUGCCACUUCCUAGAGCUCUACAAACAUAUUACCAAGCACGGCUUAAAUGCCAUCACUCAGACCAUAAAGUGCUCCCACGAGCGGUCGGUGCAUCUCUUCAUCGACUCCUUGCUGCACCCCAGCCAGCAGAGCACGGCCUACCAGUGCGGCGACAUGGACAGGUUCAGCCAGGGCCUGUGCCUGAGCUGCCGGAGGGACCGCUGCAGCUCGCUGGGCUACCACGUCCGCCCGCAGCGGAAGGGCCAGAAGAACAAGAGGCUCUUCCUGGCCACGCGCGCCCAGUCCCCCUUCAAAGUGUAUCAUUACCAGUUCAAGAUCCAGUUCAUCAACCAACUUGAGAAACCAGUAGAACCAACUUUUACUAUGACACUCUUCGGAACAAAAGAGGAAAACCAGAAAAUUACCAUCACUCUGGAUGAAGAAAUUACUAGUAAUAAAACCUAUUCCUUUCUUAUCACGUUGGAUUUGGAUAUCGGUGAGCUGAUCAUGAUCAAGUUCAAGUGGGAAAAUGGCGCCGUAUGGACCAAUGUCUGGAACACAGUCCAAACCAUCAUCCCAUGGAGCAGAGGGCCCCUCUACUCAGGCCUUGUUGUAAAGACCAUCAGAGUCAAAGCGGGAGAAACCCAGCAACGGAUGACAUUCUGCUCAGAAAACAUGGAUGGCCUACAGCCCCACCCAACCCCGGAGAAAACCUUUGUGAGAUGUGACGUAAACUCUAAAAAAUUGAAGAGAAAGAUCAGAUGAGCUUCUACGAAGUUCCAGUGUGAAGAAUAAAUGAUCUAUUCCUCAUCUGGAAUGGUUACCUUAUUUGAAAACCCAAGUUAUAUAAACAAUCUUGCAUAAAGUUUAAACAAAGUUUAGGUUUAAAGGGGGAGUAUGUUUCACUAUUCUAAAGUGAGCUUUUAGGGCGCCUGGGUGGCUCAGUUGGUUGAGCGACUGCCUUCGGCUCAGGUCAUGAUCCUGGAGUCCCGGGAUCGAGUCCCGCAUCGGGCUCCCUGCUCGGCGGGGAGUCUGCUUCUCCCUCUGACCUUCCUCCUUCUCAUGCUCUCUGUCUCUCAUUCUCUCUCUCAAAUAAAUAAAUAAAUAAAUAAAAGUGAACUUAUUGGGCGCCUGGGUGGCUCAGUUGGUUGAGCGACUGCCUUCGGCUCAGGUCAUGAUCCUGGAGUCCCAGGAUCGAGUCCCACAUCGGGCUCCCUGCUCGGCGGGGAGCCUGCUUCUCCCUCUGACCCUCCUCCCUCUCAUGUACUCUCUCUCUCUCUCAUUCUCGCUCUCUCAAAAAUAAAUAAAUCUUUAAAGUGAGCUUUUAGAAACUAUAUUAUGUAACUGUAUUCAAACAUUUGUGUAACUAGAAAUUUCCCUACUGUAUCUCUGAUUAAAUGGUAAUAUAUGCAAUAUAUAAAUAAGAGCCAUUUUAGAUCCAUUGUCCUAAUUUACAAGGUCUUUUACAGUUAAGUCAAAUUCCCCAUAUUUCCCUCCUAGUUUAUUCUGAUCCGUUUUUUGAACCAUGCUGGAAAGGUACUUCUUUAUGACAGAACCCUCGCUUCAACAAAAUGAAAUUCCCAUUAAUCACUAGUCAUAUGUCCCCACAUACACAUGCUUUUUAAGACAAUUCAGCUCACUAAAAGAAGAAAAAUUCUAAUUAAGCCAGUAGCUGCCAUCAUGAAGGUUGUACAAUUAUUUCACUGAAUCAAACCAAUAAAAGUAGAAUUCUCCUAAAACUACUUGAUGGCAACCUGAAAGCUGGACAGUUGGUCAUUUUAACAAGUAAAUUACUAUUGCACUAAAUACAAUUUUUCUCUUUUCCUAAUGCCCGCAUUAAAAGCUAACGGAACACUUACCUCAAAGACUUAGAUAUCAGAUUUCAAACUGUCCAGUAAAUGAAGUAAUGACGUUUUGACCAACAAAUUCCGUCACAAAACACGUGAAGGAAAUACUAGCCCUGGUCAUGACCUGGGUAUGUGUUUCAAGUAACUCGAGCGCGAGAGCACAGUCUGUGCGCUGUUACUGGAGUUACUGGACUCCGCGUGGCUUCAGCCCCGCGCAGCUCAUAAGGCAUCUGCUCUUCAGCAGAGCAGGGCAAACCAGAGCUGGUAAAGGACAAAUCCCAAAGAGAUGCCUGCCUCUGAUGAAAUCAGUUUAAGACUGUCUUACACGAGGGCACGUGGGUGGCUCAGUCGGUUACGCGUCUGCCUUCGGCUCAGGUCAUGGUGCCAGGGUCCUGGGAUCGAGCCCCUGCAUUGGGCUCUCUGUUCAGUGGGGAGCCUGCUUCUCCCUCUCCCUUUCCCCCCUGCUUGUGAUCCCUCUCUCUCUCUCUCAGAUAAAUAAAUAAACUCUUAAAAAAAAAGGGGGCGCCUGGGUGGCUCAGUUGGUUGAGCGACUGCCUUCGGCUCAGGUCAUGAUCCUGGAGUCCCGGGAUCGAGUCCCGCAUCGGGCUCCCUGCUCAGCGAGGAGCCUGCUUCUCCCUCUGACCCUACCCCCUCUCAUGUACUCUCUCUCUCUCUCAUUCUCUCUCUCUCAAAUAAAUAAAUAAAUCUUAAAAAAAAAAAAAAGGAUUGUCUUACACAAUUCACUUUUAUUUCCCUUGGAAAGACCCAUAAAACUAAAGGAUGGGGGUGGGGUGAUAGCGAGAAAGAACAGCUUGGUCAAUGUUGCCUCCUGUCCUGAAUGCUGAUCCUGCCGGCAGAAGUAACUGACCACACUUUUUUUUUUUAAAGAUUUAUUUCUUUGUUUCAGAGAGAGAGCCCAUGAGCAGAGAAAGGGGCAGAGGGAGAGGGAGAGAAUCUCAAGCAGGGUCCCCACUGAGUGGGGAGCCCAAAGUGGGGCUUGAUCUCACAGCCCCAAGAUCAUGACCUGAGCCAAAAUCAAGAGUCAGAUGCUCAACCGGCUGAGCCACCCAGGCGCCCCAGGACCUGACCACACUUUUAGGUGAAGUGUGUUAUGUGUGUGCCCAGAAAUAGUAAAAUGAUAGAUAGUAAAAUGAACAAUAUGUCCCACUAUGUCUAAAAUAGUAAGAUUUACAAUAAUAUCACAUUUGCAUGGAUUUGGCAUGUUUUAUCAUUAACUGAACCAGAAGGAAUUUAAAAUAACACUUUUUAAAAAAACAACAUAAAAGCACUCUUUGUUAUACACCCUCCAGAGUCUAUGCACACGUACACCAGGAAACACGGAAAAGAAAACUCGUAUCAGCCUUGAAAGUCAUGACGACCAGAAACAGCCCAAAUGUCCACCAGCAAAACGCAUAAAUGAACUGAGGCAUAUUCUUACAAACGGACGGCCCCAGAGAUGAACCGAAGCUACGCACACUUACAGGAAUACGGCCCACUCUAGGGUCAUGAUAUCCAGGGAGGCACUCGGGGCGCAAAAUGUAAGGCAGCGCUCAUGGGUUCGUAUGUUUGCGCAAAGACACCAAAAAUGUAUACAGUCUAAUAGAAGCCAAACUAAACUAGAUCGUUGGAGAGGAAUGCCGGAGGGAUAAAACCCGAAGUUAAAAGCAAUAAAGCCACCAGCACAACAGGGAGGCUGCGGUAGCUCUGGGAAGGAGGACGGACCCACCGGAGUUCCAGGUGCCAGAGGGACGGUACUUCUCACUCGGGGGGCCGAGGCACGGGGGUUCAUUUCUAUAACCAUUUUUUAAACUGUACAUAUGUAUGCUAUUCACUCACUUGGGGUAUGAAUGUCACAUCUUGCAAAACAAAACAAAACGAAGAGCCAAGAAGAUAAAGGGCAGAGUUGAAAUCACCAUUUCUCUACGAUAGUGUGAUGCGUUUCACUAUUAAUGUCAUUUCACACAGAAUAUAAUUAGAAAUGAGUUCAUCUUGGGCCACCUGGGUGGCUCAGCCGGUUAAGCGUCUGCCUUCAGCUCAGGUCAUGAUCUCAGGGUCCUGGGAUCGAGCCCCGCGUCGGGCUCCCUGCUCCGCGGGAAGCCUGCUUCUCCCUCUCCCACUCCCACUGCUUGUGUUCCCUCUCUCGCUGUGUCUCUCUCUGUCAAAUAAAUAAAUACAAUCUGGGCGCCUGGGUGGCUCAGCCGGUUAAGCGACUGCCUUCGGCUCAGGUCAUGAUCCUGGAGUCCCGGGAUCGAGUCCCGCAUCGGGCUCCCUGCUCGGCGGGAGGCCUGCUUCUCCCUCUUCCACCCCCUCUGCUUGUGUUCCCUCUCUCGCUGUGUCUCUCUCUGUCAAAUAAAUAAAUACAAUCUGGGCGCCUGGGUGGCUCAGCCGGUUAAGCGACUGCCUUCGGCUCAGGUCAUGAUCCUGGAGUCCCGGGAUCGAGUCCCGCAUCGGGCUCCCUGCUCGGCGGGGAGCCUGCUUCUCCCUCUCCCUCUGCUGCUCCCCCUACUCGUACUCUCUCCACCUCUCUCUGUCAAAUAAAUAAACAAAUAAAAUCUUUUUAAAAAAUUAUUUCAUCUCUAGGAGGAAAACCUGAAGUGACACAGUAUGUCAUAACAUUUUGGGCAGAGAACUCAACAAGCAAACCAACAUGACAAAUGGUUAACCAGAACAUUUGAAACUCCUCUUGGCAUGGGUUAUUUUCACUUGGGAAGAUGUGUUCAUCGACAUCCCAUUUUCUGAAGUACAUCUUGGUAGGGAAGUCAAAUAGGGAAACUGAAUAAUGCAGCCACAUCUGUUCAUUGCACAUGCAAAAUGCUGGCUCGUGCACUCAUUAUAUGCACCUCUCUCCAAAGAAUCUGUAUUUAUGAGCCCACUCAGGAAAGAUAACACUGGCAUCCUGCCUUUCAGGCAAAAGCUUGUUUGUGCUUUUACUUCUAAGAGAGCACAAGGAAAGAGACAGAGAAGCGUCGAUUACACUGCAGCUGGGCUCUUUGAGGUGCCUGAAGUCAGGGAGAAGGAAACAAUCACUCCAUUCACUCUAAAUGAAUGCACUCUCCUCCACAGUAAAGCUGACUGUCCUCAGUGUUCACCUUGAUCAUGUUGUUGCAAAUAUUGUGAAAGCUAUGACCAAAGUUGCACAUCCCGGGGUGGGGGGGGGGUGGCACAAAGCAAGAAGCCAAGCUGCCCAGGGCAAUGCGCCCCACCCCCCCUCCCGCCCAGAGCCGGAUUAGAAGAAAGUCGGAUGGAUGGGAGACAGAGACAAGCAAGGGCAAGAAACAAGAAGGGAAUCCCAAGAGUCGCCAUCUACCCGCUAACCUUAUAGGAUACUACAUACUUCAGCUCCAAUCCCAGUACAUGAUCAAUGGCCCCCAGACACCCCAUCCUUUUCGCAUCUCUGCCUUUUCUUAUACCUCCUCCCUCUAACCCUCUCCCCUCAAUUUCCUCCUCCCUGCCUAAAUGCAUCUUAUUUCUCUAUCCAGGCCCAUUAUUCUCACAGUUAUCUCCUAGCUCCGUCCAGCCCUUGGGGAUCUUUCUAGUCUCUGAGUGCUCCCUUGGUAGUCAGUCAUUCCUGCUCCCUCCUCUCUGGGUCCUCGGUCUCCUUGUCCUCAGCUCCACUCUUCCAGGUCGGCUCUCUGGGGGCCUGGGCCUCCUCUGCUCCCUCACUUCUCUCUCCCUAGGCAACCUCAGCCACUGUGCAGGCCUUCCCGUCGACCGUGUACCACAGCUUCGGUGUGGGGCUCUCCCCUGUGAUGCAAAUGCCCAUGCAGCAGUGCCCCAUGUCUCAUAAGCCCAGAAGGUUCCACAAUGAACCUCUCUCCUGCCUUCCCGAACCCACGGGUCUCCAAGCCCCCUGCUCUGUGGCUCAUGAAUGUCCACACCACCCCUCAACCGCUGAUGCCCAACACUGGGGCUAGGUGGCGGGGGAGGGGGUCAUCCAUAAUGUCGCCUCUCCUCUGGGCCCUCACGAUUGAAGAGUCGCCAGAUCCUUCAGCACGCCCUCAUCUCUGCACCGAGGCUGCCAUCAGUCCAGCGCCCGCCGCCGCUCUCCUCACUGGACGUUUGCAACAACUUCCCACCUCUUCCCGCCGCAUCCACUCUUCUCAUCACAGCACCCAGGGCGAGCUUUAAAAAAAAGGGGCUGGGGUCAGAUCCUAUCAUUGUCCUGUGUAAAGCCGUUCAAAGGAAAAAGUCCCAUAUUUUCCCCCUAACCUCCAAGGCCUCUGGCCAAGCCCAGCCCUUCCCUCCAGUCAGCCUCCUCUGGCCCUGGAUUCCCCUGUCCACGUCCACCAGGUCUCAACCCAGCCUGCAAGGCACUGGAACUGCCUUGGAAAACUUAAAAGCCACCGGUGUGUCCACCCUAGAGAUUUUUAUUUACUUGGUUUGGGCAAGGCCUAGGCAUUGAGACUUAAAAGCUUUCCAGAU